AUGUUUGAAUUGAGUCAAAAGGAACUGCAAAGCAACAACGCGGCGUCUUGGAUGGCUAAGCCUCGAUACCAUGACGAAAGUGGACAAACAGGAGACAAACAGGAAAAACCGGUCAACCGGAAAACCACUUCUUGCUACUGCGAUAGCUGUUUAGCGAAUCCUCAAGACAGCCAGUGUUCUUGGAAAGCAGCCAUUCUACGACAGCCUAGCACGUCAAGUGUUCACAACGAGCUUGUGGUGAAGAUCGAUGAUUUUGUUGCAGCCUCAUAUGACGGAGAAUGGUACAUUGGCAAAGUACUAGUGAACUCAGAGGCUCUGGCCCUCUAUGGGUUAGGAACGGUUGAAGAAAAAGAGACAAACGAAAGACUCCGAAACUUAAUAAAUGUCCAACUAAUGUUGCUCAACUAUCAAUUCUUCCUCAACUUCUCCGUCAAUUGCUUUCAUUAUUUCGGUUACAUUUUCAGUUACAUAAUCAUCGCUAUUGCUCUUUUUGCUGGAAAAUAUGAUGGCUUGACACCAACGGCUCUUAGUGCUGCAAUAAGCAAAAAUUCGUUUGUGUCAAUUUAUUUGAUUCGCUGUUAUAAAAAGUUGAUUGAUCUGUCCUAUCUUGUAUCAAAGAAAGCAGGUUUUACUCGUAGGAUAGGAGAGUUAAUAGAAACCUUGAUGAAAAAGGAAAAGAAUCAUGUUGACAAAGAUACCAAUUCUUGCUCUGAAUCUUUGGAUGUGUUGCGGUCUGGUUGUAUCUAUCAACUUGAGGCGGUUUCGUAUGCAGCGCCCAAGUCGUCCGAGCUUCUCGUGAGAGAUCUAAAUCUUAACAUAAUUGCCGGGCAAAACAUCUUAAUUACUGGGAAGACCGGUUGUGGGAAGAGUUCUUUGUUAAGAGUGAUGAGUAACUUGUGGAAGCCAGUUUCUGUAACGGUUGUCAGAAAUCUCUCAUUUCAUCCCAGUAAUAUUAUUAUAUUAUCGCAAAGAUCUUUGUUGUCUGAUGGUUCACUCAAACAGCAAGUUAUCUACCCAUAUGGGAAACCAAUACAGCAGAGAUAUACAGAGAAAUGUCAGAUGGAGGAUGAGAAAAUUCUGAGCAUUCUUGAAGAUGUUGGUCUUACUGCCGUGUGCCGUCGCGUAGGAGGGCUUUACGAGAAUUUCGAAGGCAACUGGGAAGAUAUGUUAACCCCAGGUGAGAUGCAAAGGCUGGCGUUUGCUCGUCUGUUCUACCAUAAGCCUGUCAUUGCUAUAAUUGAUGAAGCUACCAGUGCAAUGGAUACACAAACAGAGAAAGAAAUGUACGAAAAAUGCAAGCAAUUGGGGAUCACACUUGUGAGCAUUGGUCACAGAGAGAAGGAGAUGGGGAUUGGAACUUGA
This is a messenger RNA of Actinia tenebrosa (Australian red waratah sea anemone), 1362 nucleotides long. Its product is annotated as lysosomal cobalamin transporter ABCD4 pseudogene. The record is from RefSeq and is a predicted model, not a curated record. Lineage: Eukaryota; Metazoa; Cnidaria; Anthozoa; Actiniaria; Actiniidae.